CGCAAGCCUUCCGAUUUGUUAACUUUCCAGCUUGAACUCCACUGAAGUGAGCGUGUUUUCCUUGAGUGGGACCUACGAUUCUGGACUCAUUGUGAUCUUGGAGAGUCCUUAAGUGGGAAAAGAAUAGCACAGCGCCCUGCAUUUCGCAGCAUCGGAUCAAACCAAGGAAAGUAAACAACGUAAACAAAUGAACUUCUUGAAGAAGUUUCUCGGCUCCUCUCCAAAGGGAGAACUCGUAACUAUUCCUUCUGGACAGUUGUUCUUGAAGAGGGCACCAGGCUCACCAAAGUCUGCCAGUGAGUGUCUGUACACAGAUUCAGCGGCUUCGAUUCGUGAAACAUCAGCGCCACAUAACUUUUUGUUGGUUAUUCAAAGAGUGUUUGCCGAAGGUGAGGACCAAUUGCGUGAGGAUGAUGAAGACGGCGACGAUGAAGACUUUGAGGAGAGUAAAGAUGAAAGAGUGUUCCUUAUCGAUGCCGAGUUGAAAGUGUACAGAAUCAAUAGAAGCGGCUCAUGGGUUGUGUCGUGGAACAAUCUCGACGGUGAUGAAGGUGAACAUUUUGAAUUUGUUGUUGACGACUCUGUGAGCGGCUCGGAUGUGGAUCAUUUCAUGAACACGUUGUAUGCGUGCUGCUUUGAACGUAAAUAUCAACGCUCUUCCGCGGGCGUUACUGCGGCGCAAUUGCAAGAAUUUGAGUACGAUCCAGAAGUGGAACCAUAUGAUGAAGCCGAUGCUUUGAUACAUGGCGUCAACAGCUUGGCCCUGUCCAGUAACGACAAAAAUACGCUCAUUUCACAAGAACAGCAACAACUGGAAGAAAAGGACGAAGAAAACGAAGAAGGUGAUAGCGUUUAUGAAGACGCAGAAGAGAGCGGUGUGGAUGAAGUGCACUUGAAGAACUGUCCAACGCCAGAGGGCUCGCCUAUUUCCAGUACAUCGGCUCACUUACACGUUUACAACCCAGAAGAGGGAAGCUUCAAACUGUACAAAACUGUCCAGGCAACCAUAUUGGACCUCGGUGAAUGGGAAUAUUACCUCUCCAUUAAAAACGAGGAAGAACAACUGGAAUUCGGGUCUAUAAUCUCUGAUGAAAUGAGCGCAAGGUUUGAAUCCAGUGUCAUAUCUUUUAUCUUUAAUUACUGGGCUGAUGGUGAUGGGUCAACGUUACUGUUAAGGUUUGAUAACGAAGAUGAGUUGAAUGAUUUCAAACAAGGUUUUAUGAAGGCGUACCAUGAGCACAAUAACCAAUCUAGAUGGGAGAAACAAGACAAUGAAGAACAAAACUAUGUUAUGUCUGCCUUUGAGGUACCAGAGAGGGAUGAUCAACUAUUGGAAGCCUUUGACGGAGAAUAUGAUGAAAAGUCAGAUGAGGAAGAGGAGGAAGAAGAUGACUAUGAGGACAAUAAACACCUAACACAUGUGAAUUUGAGUACUGGAUUGCGCAAAGAGACAUUCUCGGAUUCUGAGGACGAAGACGCUGCUGAGGCAUCUGCUCGGAAGAGUGCUCUCAGAGGCGAGAAUAAGAAUUUGACCGUUGCCUUCAAGAAUGAUCGUUCGUAUGUUACGAACGGAAAUAGGGUUGGAGUUUUCAGUACGACUGAUGACGACGAAUUGAAAUAUGCCACAACCAUUGAGAACUUGAACGUUGGUGGUAAAUCGUUUAACCCAUCCAAGAUGAUGCUCCAUACAGAAGAUCGGUCCCUUGUUAUGCAAGGGGAUAAAAAAGAUACCCUAUACCGUAUGGAUCUUGAAAAGGGUAAGAUUGUUGAUGAAUGGCGUAUCCGUGAGGACUUGCCAGUUGUUGAGUUUGGUCCGAAUGCCAAGUUUAACCAAAUGACAUCUGAACAAACCUUUAUGGGUAUAUCUGAUAAGGGGCUGUUUAAGAUCGAUCCAAGAUUAAGCGGCGAUAAAAUUGUCGAGGACCAAUACAAAUCCUAUUCAACAAAGAAUGGAUUCACUUCAUUUGGUACCACCGAAUCUGGUUACAUCGCUGUUGGUUCAAGCAAGGGUGAUAUCAGGUUAUACGAUCGAUUGGGAAUUAGGGCCAAAUCUCUUAUCCCUGCUAUUGGUGAUGACAUCAAGUAUUUGGAGGUUAGUGCUGAUGGUAGAUGGCUAUUGGCUACAUGUGAAACCUACUUGUUGCUCAUAGAUUUAACUAUAAAGGAUGACCAGCUCGGUAAGCUUGGGUUCCAAAAAUCGUUUGGAAAGGACAAGUUACCAAAGACCCGUAUGCUUCGUAUAUCUGCAGAGAAUGCUAAGUAUAUGCAGAUUAUGACGAAAAAACCAUUGAAAUUCACAAAGGCCCAUUUCAACGUCGGGUUAGAUUCCAAAGAGCAAACAAUAGUUACAUCUACGGGUCCAUAUGCCAUCACGUGGUCGUUGAAGAAGAUUCUUCGUGGUGAUGCGGAUCCUUAUCUCAUCAAGAUGUAUUCCAAUGACGUUGUUGCAGAUAACUUCAAAUUCGGUAGUGAUAAGAACGUCAUCAUUGCAUUGAAAGACGACGUUGGCAUGGUUAGCAAAAAGGCAUUCCGUAAAGCUGACAGAAAGUCGUUGGCGUUCAAACCAAAGGGUGGGUUCUAAGAACGAGUCGUGUUGCUCUUUCUCUAUGUGUGUGUAAAUUGUUUAUAUAGUAAUCUUAAUAAUGAAUAAAAUCACUUUUGUUGAACCUU
Molecule: messenger RNA, 2670 nt
Organism: Williopsis jadinii
Lineage: Eukaryota; Fungi; Ascomycota; Saccharomycetes; Phaffomycetales; Wickerhamomycetaceae
Gene: VID27
Product: Vid27p
Exons: 1
Coding region: 188-2581 (797 amino acids)
Cellular component (GO): cytoplasm; nucleus
Source: RefSeq, a predicted model, not a curated record